This is a messenger RNA of Acanthamoeba castellanii str. Neff, 1770 nucleotides long. Its product is annotated as SPRY domain containing protein. The transcript has 10 exons. The record is from RefSeq and is a predicted model, not a curated record. Gene Ontology annotation, molecular function: protein binding. Lineage: Eukaryota; Discosea; Longamoebia; Acanthamoebidae. Bases 1 to 1770 code for a protein of 589 amino acids.
AUGGGAAACGAUGCGUCGAAGCGCAAGCCAUUCAUUGGGACGACCAUCCAACGUAUUGGCAUCGAUGACGUAGCCGAGAGCGUCGCUAAAGCAGAGGAGGCCGCCAAAUCAACACCCCAGAAAGUCAUCGUGACCCUCUCUACUGGACAAGAGCUCACGAGGAACAACGUAUGCGAAAUCUUGCAGCAGCUCAUUGUCGAUCGAUCAAAGAUGGAAGUAGAAGCGGUGAAGCCGAAGAAAAAGGCCAAAGACAAGGCCAAGCUCGACUACGAGCGCUGCCUGAAGUACCUCGGCAAGGAGCUCGUCUUCAUCCUCAAGGACAAGGAGCUGCGGGACACCGUGCUCGACCUCAACCAAGAGGCCUUCGAGGCCCUGCUUAAGAGCGACGAGCUCGUGGUGCCCGACGAGUCCUACGUGCUGCUCAUGCUGGGCGCCUGGGCCGAACGGCGCGCCUACAACGAAGAGGAGAAGGACACCACCACGACGCCUCUGAGCGGCGGCGGCGGCCUGCAGCCACCCGUGAACGCCGUGAACAUGCGAGGCUCGGAUGGACUGUUCCAGGCGCUGGGCGAAGGCGCGGCCAAGCUCCUUGAUCCCAAGGCGUCGGACUGCGGCACGGCGACAGCUACGACGGAGGAGAAGACGGGGGAGGCGAAGGCGGAAGACGCCGCAGCAGCAGCACCGACGGACGAUGCGAAGGAGGCGCCGGGCAGCAGCAGCACCGAUGACGGAAGCGCGAAGACGGAAGCGCCGCCGGAGACGGCCCUCAGCAAAUCGGAGCAGGAGAAGCUCGAGGUCAACCUUCGCGGUACUGCGGGCCUCUAUGCCACCUUUGCCGGAGCCUACGUCAACAUGAUUUCCGAUGAAGAAAUGGCUCGAAAACUACAAAAUGAGGAAGAGGAGGAGGACAAGGUGCGAAGGAAGCUGAUGGAGGAGGAGGACGAGAAGUUGGCCCGAGCUCUACAGGACGGCGAGAUUGCUGACGGCGGCGCGCUGCCCUCCACGGUGGUCCAGGACCUAGCGGUAGAAGAGGAGGAAGACCUGGAGCCCAUUCCCGAAUUCAAAUUGACGCCGGAGUACAUUGAUCGUAUCAAGAAACACAUGCGACCGUUCGUCGAGCACAUCCGGUUCAGCAUGCUACCCCUGCCCAUCCUCAACACACUCGCCAACGAGAUGCUGGUGCCCACCAAAUACCUGACCGAGGCCUACAAGUACCACAUGCUGGCGUCGGCGAACCUAACGGACCUGAUGGAGAAGAACAACACCCGGUACAAGCGGAGGCGGCACGGCCAACACAUCCAGGUCAGUGGCGACGGCAAGGUCGCCAACAAGACCCAGGCCUCGUGGUACAGCAUUGCUUGCGCCUCGGAAGGCUUCCAACAUGGCAAGCACUUCUGGGCCAUCAAGGUGGACGGCGACGAGGCCUACAUCGGUGUCACCCAGAAGAGCAACACAGCCUUGGACAAUUAUUUGGGCGGCAAUGCGCAGUCGUGGGCGUUCAGGACGUCGUACAAGUAUUCGAACUCGCACGGCAACGGCCACUACGGCGACACGUUCGGGCGGGGCGACGUGAUCGGGGUGCUGCUCGACAUGGACUUGGGCAACGUGACCUACUUCAAGAACGGGAAGAACCUGGGCCUGUGCUUCACGGGCCUCCCGCGCAACGAGAAGCUCUACCCGGCCGUCGGCUGGCGCGCGGGCCACAUGACCCUCGUCGACAUCGACCCGGCGGCCUACCCCGGCGAGUUCAUCUCCACCCUCAUCGGCUGA